GGAAAGCAACAGACGACACUCCCGAAACAAGCAAUACGUUGAAGGACGCCAAGGGAAACGUAUAUUAUCAGCUUUCGUCCAAGCGAAGAGUCACAAUCACCAAAUUUUCGUCAGGAGAGAAAGCUGUGGAUUUGCGGGAAUGGUAUCAGAAAGACGGUGAAUACAAGCCAGGAAAAGGUAUUUGCCUGCCCAAAGCUCAGUGGGAGGCUCUGGUAGAACUGCUGCCAGAGAUCAACCAGGCACUUCAGAAAUGAGAUCGAGUGACUGUCUUUUUCAUCUCCUGAAUGUGUCAUAUCCUGAAGACCGAAUUAUUUAAACUCGGUUUGACACUUUUUUUGAUUCUUUAUUGUACAAUGCCUUUCGAUUUACAAAAAGCUAUUCGACCUAAUAUAUUGGCUCUUCAGCCUUACCGCUGUGCUCGUGAUGACUAUGAUAGUGGUGUUCUUCUCGAUGCCAAUGAAAAUGCCUUUGGCCCUUCAUUGUCAGAACCUCGCUCCGGAGAUCUUAACCGAUACCCUGACCCUCUCCACCCUGACAUCAAAGAGCGUGUUGUCUCUCUCCGAAAAAUCCCCUCAGUUCAUAAUGUCUUCCUAGGUGUUGGCUCCGACGAAGUCAUUGACUUGCUCCUUCGCAUUGCUUGCGUUCCCGGCAAGGACAAGAUUCUUAUCACCCCUCCUACCUACGGAAUGUACAGUGUUUGCGCCCAGAUUAACGACGUCGGUGUGGUUAAGGUCAACCUCGACGUUGAAGAGGGAGCCUAUCAAUUGGAAACUGAGGCCGUUAACCAAGCCUUGAAGUCUGACCCAACUAUCAAGGUCGUCUUCCUGUGCUCACCUGGAAACCCUACCAGCACUUGCCUCAACCCUGACAGCAUAAGGGCCGUCCUCGAGAACCCUGAUUACAGUGGAUUGGUGGUUGUUGAUGAGGCUUACAUUGACUUUGUUGACCAGACGAAAAACCCUUCUGUUUCAACUUGGAUCACAAAGUAUCCCAACCUUGUCGUCAUGCAGACUUUGAGCAAGAGUUUCGGUCUGGCUGGUAUUCGUAUGGGAGUUGGCAUUGCCAACGCAGAUGUCAUUCAAAUCCUCAACAAUACCAAGGCACCAUACAACAUCUCCACACUUACCGCUCAAGUUGCCCUUGAAGCCCUCUCUGAUAAGGGAUUGGAAACGAUGUAUCAAAAUAUCGAGCAGCUCAGACAGCAGCGUGAUCUGUUGAUCGAAGCACUUCAGAACUUCCCUGUCGCUGGCGUUGGAAAGAUUCGUGGUGCGGCUGAAGGUAACUUUUUGUUGGUCGAAAUUCUCAACCAAAAUGGCGAACCCUGCAAUCAACGCGCUGAACAAGUGUACAAGAACCUUGCUGAAUCCAAGGAUGUGGUUGUUCGCUUCAGAGGCAAGGAUUAUGGGUGCACAGGCUGCUUGCGUAUCAGUGUUGGUACUGAACAAGAGAUGAAGACUUGUCUCAAACAACUAGAAAUUGCUUUGCAAGAAGUAGCCUAGAAUUGGAAUACCACUAGCUCUUAUUGUUCUUUCUUUCACAGAAUACAAUCUGUAUAAUAUAAGUCUGCAUUUUCUCAUUUUAACUUGGAGCCAUGAUUGAAUCCGG
Molecule: messenger RNA, 1605 nt
Organism: Umbelopsis ramanniana AG
Lineage: Eukaryota; Fungi; Mucoromycota; Umbelopsidomycetes; Umbelopsidales; Umbelopsidaceae
Exons: 3
Coding region: 285-1499 (404 amino acids)
Biological process (GO): L-histidine biosynthetic process
Molecular function (GO): pyridoxal phosphate binding; L-histidinol-phosphate:2-oxoglutarate transaminase activity
Source: RefSeq, a predicted model, not a curated record